This is a messenger RNA of Saccharomycodes ludwigii, 672 nucleotides long. RefSeq lists its product as uncharacterized. The coding region runs from base 1 to 672 and encodes 223 amino acids. The transcript has a single exon. The record is from RefSeq and is a predicted model, not a curated record. NCBI's taxonomy places the organism in Eukaryota, Fungi, Ascomycota, Saccharomycetes, Saccharomycodales, Saccharomycodaceae.
AUGAAAUUAUUCAAUAAGGCGAUUGUAAAUUUUAUCAUUUUCAUGCUAGCAGUGGAAAGUAAAGACCUGCGUAUAGAAGCACUAAGUCCUAGACACAAUAUAUAUGCUUAUUACGUUCCCAAUACGUUUUGUACCAAAGAAGACGCUAGAUUACUAAACACAUGUACAUACGAUCUUUUACCCAGAUUAAAAGUGUGCAACACUAAUGAUCUACUUUGUGAGUGUCGCGCCUUGAAGAACUUAGAAAGAAAGUGUUUCGGUUUAUGCACAAAUUCUAUUCCUAGUAACUUUUUAUCUAUUAUGUCAGAUGUUUGUAGAACCCUAGAUGGAGGAAAUCUACGCAAUGUGACAGUUGAAACUCGACCUGUUAGUCUAGAAAGAUAUUUUAACUCGAACAAAAUUCUAAUCGAGAAACAAAAAUCAAAUGCUACUGUAACAACGAGACUAGGCAACAAAGGAGCGGAAACCAAACAUAAUUCCUAUGAUAUUUAUGGUGAUAUGUCGCAGGAAAAUGGUAAAAUUAAACAAAAAUACUACAGCAUUACUUACACGAAUUCGACAGACAUUGGAGAAAGAUACGAGCAGUUAUCAGAGACAUCCAAGACUAAAACUUUUACAUCCUUGCCAAUUUAUUUUUUUUCUAUAAUUAUUUUUGUAUUUUUGUACCUUUAA